AUGGAUAGGUUGGAAAGGAUUCUUUCGUUAUUUAUUAAGUUAAUAGGACCUACAUUUGUUGUUAUAGCGAUAUUUUUAAUAUCUGGUAUAACAUUUGUGCAUUUUACAGUUUUAUUACCUUUAUUAAUCAAACCAACAUCACUAACACCAAAUAACCAUGAAAAUUUUAGUUCAACUUCAAUAGAUUCAACAAAUAGUAAUAAUAGUUCUUUUCUAUUUUCAUUUUUAUACAGUUUAUUUCAUUAUUCAAUAUCAUUCUUUUUAUUAUUCAAUAUAUUUUUCAAUUAUAUAAUGGCAAUAGUUACUUCACCUGGUCAUCCUCCAAGAUUAGCAGAUUAUACCCCAGAAAAAAUUGAAGAGUUUAAUCAAAUUAAAACUAUUAAAAGAUCUGAAACUAAAAAAUUUUGUAUAUAUUGUAGAUUACCAAAAGAAGAAAGAAGUCAUCAUUGUUCAAUUUGUAAUAAUUGUGUUUCAAAAAUGGAUCACCAUUGCCCAUGGCUAAAUAACUGUGUUGGUCAAAAUAAUCAUAGGUUUUUUAUGUUGUUUUUAUUUUAUUUAUGGGUUUCAUGCAUUUAUGUAUGUGUUUUAUCAUUUCCACAUGUAUUUGGAGGUGGGUACAUACCAUUUUCAAUUUUAAUGUCAUUUGUAAUAACUUUGACAAUUAGUGUGGCUCUAGGUGGUUUAAUGUUUUGGCAACUUUAUUUAGUUUUAACAAAUCAAACUACAAUUGAAUUUUUACAUAACAGAGCUCAACAAAGGAAAGCAAAAGCAAGAGGUGAAACCUAUACAAACCCUUAUGAUUUAGGCUUCGAAAAUAACUUUAAAGAGUUUUUUAAAAUCAAUACAUUUAGCAGUUGGCUUACAUUUUUCUUACCUACUUUCAAAAUAAAUGGCCAAGGAAACAGUAAAAAAUACGAACCAUUAUUAGAAAUUGUUUAA
Dictyostelium purpureum is the source of this 939-nucleotide messenger RNA. RefSeq lists its product as uncharacterized. The coding region runs from base 1 to 939 and encodes 312 amino acids. The record is from RefSeq and is a predicted model, not a curated record. NCBI's taxonomy places the organism in Eukaryota, Evosea, Eumycetozoa, Dictyosteliales, Dictyosteliaceae. The transcript has 4 exons. Gene Ontology annotation, molecular function: palmitoyltransferase activity.